Porites lobata is the source of this 868-nucleotide messenger RNA. The record is from the annotation of a GenBank genome assembly. Lineage: Eukaryota; Metazoa; Cnidaria; Anthozoa; Scleractinia; Poritidae.
AUGUGUGCUCUGACGCAGCCGGGUGAUGUCCCUGAGCUAACUGACCUGAGAGGCAAGUGGAUGAAACCACAACAGUUAAUUGAGGUAAAAACUCCUUGGUCUGCUGGAAAAUGAUCCUCUUGAUAUGCAAUGAUAGCUAUGAGAUGUGAUGGUGAAUUUUGAGCCUCUGAAUACAUGAGAAAGAUGUUUUUCAGUCAGUGAUAUGGGCGGCUCGGAAGAAAUAUUCCAAAUACUCCCAAUAGGGAGUCGACCCUAUAACCCUUUGGUUACUUGUCCAGAUGCUCUACCACUAAGCUACCGGGGACCCUUAGGGAGCUAAGGCCACUAAACUAGGUUCAUGUGACAAACAUCCUGCAUACUGCUAGGACUAGAAUGAGAAUGUCGACAUGUGCUUAUGCGCAACGAUAGAUUUGAUGGUCAAUUUUUAUUUAUUUGUUUAUUUUUUAUUUCUUUUAGACUUUUGAUUCUUUGUUAUUGCGUGAUCACUGGUGUAUGACUAAGAUAGUUUAAACAUUUGUCAACUCUUUCUAGGCUAUGCAAAAGGCUGGUGUGAACGUGUUUCCUGCGGUGGAUGCAGAAAAAUAUGUCAGCAUAAACUCCAAGGUGCAUUUAUGUCUUAAUUAUUAGAGCUUGACUAACACAUAUAAUGAUUGCGAGUGCUUUUCGUAAAUCACUUGCUAUUUUGUUGACUCUAAUGUGCAGUUUUUCUCGCUAUCAGGAGGAAUGGUUAGAAGGCAGUAUUUAUAAAGAAAUGGCAUUAACAGCAUCAGCAUUUGCAUAUACGUGGAGUAAGUGGAAUGCUGACUGUGGCAAGGACAAAAUUAUCUUGCAAGCUAUUGAGCAGUUACAGGAUGAACAACCUCUGGAG